This is a messenger RNA of Scutellospora calospora, 592 nucleotides long. NCBI's taxonomy places the organism in Eukaryota, Fungi, Glomeromycota, Glomeromycetes, Diversisporales, Gigasporaceae. The record is from the annotation of a GenBank genome assembly.
AUGAGGUGUGAUAAUAAAACUACUAAAUGUUGUUGCUGCAUUCCCUUAAGAGCUGGGGUUAUCAUUAUAACACUCUUAAGUCUGAUUGGAAUAGUAUAUAGCUUUGUCAGUGAUAUAUUAUCAAUAAUAAGCGGUGAUAAUAGUGCUGCAACAAUUGUAGAUUUAAUUCUUAAUAUCAUAUUCCUUCCAAUAUUUAUCUUUGGGGUUGCCGUUACUUGCUGUGCGAAAUCAGCACGUCUUUUAAGAAUAUAUGCUAUUAUUUAUAAUAUUUUCACAGUUAUUGAAAUUGUAUAUUACAUAGUUUCAAUCAUUCCUAUUAUUGUAUAUAGAAAUGAUACUGUGAACGAAUGUAUUAACUUAUUGGCAGCUAAUGGAUCUUCAAUUAAAGAUCCAGCAGGUUACUGUCAAAAUGGAUAUAAUCAGUAUGAGGCUAUAUCUAUUGUUAUUUAUAUCUUAGUUAUUCUUAUCUUGGUUCAUUUUGCUUUGGUUGUUUCUGCUUAUUCUGCAAGUCGCAAAGCUAAAGAAAAUGAUCGUUCAAGACAAGAUGCUUCAGAAAACAAUGCUUCUUUAACCCAUGAAAUUCCAGCACAAG